Messenger RNA from Moesziomyces aphidis, 2109 nucleotides. NCBI's taxonomy places the organism in Eukaryota, Fungi, Basidiomycota, Ustilaginomycetes, Ustilaginales, Ustilaginaceae. The record is from the annotation of a GenBank genome assembly.
AUGCUCCGUCGGCGAAUUGCUCGGCAUGGUCGCCAAAGCUGGGGAAAGUCCACCACCGAGUUGCGCGAACCGAGCAGAGAAAGGCCGCUGCGCCGCCGUCACAAGACGCUCUCUUCCCCCACGCGCACGGGCAGCACCUCGGUUCAGCAACGCCUUCAGCAACGCCUUCGGCUCCACCACCCCUUUGGCUCGGUCAGGGCAGCCCUGACGCUUCGACCGCUCCCCCACACCCCGCACGGCAAACCCUUAUACAAUGCUGUCACUUUCAUUCCAGCUUUCCUCCUUCCAUUCUCCACGUCGGAUCACAUCACAUCUCGAUCGCUUCUUGACUCUACCCGCUGGAGUCUCUCCUCCUCUCCUCUUGCAUCUCAUUGCCACUCGGACACAGCAAGCAUGGCGCCUGGACAGGUGGAACUGCGCCCAACGGCGCGCAACGGCGGCUCGGACAACGGCGCCGAGCCAAAGCUCAACAAGAUCAGCUCGUUCAUCACGCAGUCGGCCGACAAGGGUGCGGCGCAGUCCAUGCUGCACGCAUGCGGCUUCACCACCGAAGACAUGAACAAGGCUCAGGUCGGCAUCACGUCCGUGUGGUGGGAGGGCAACCCGUGCAACACGCAUCUUCUCGAAUUCGGGCGCAAAAUCAAGCAGGGAUGCGAGGCGGUGGGUCUGGUGGGACUGCAGAACAACACCGUCGGCGUCUCGGACGCCAUCACCAUGGGCGGGCCCGGAAUGCAGUACUCGCUCCCCUCGCGAGAGCUCAUCGCCGACUCCAUCGAGACGAUCACCCUCGCCCAACCUACGAUUAUCGUAUACGGCGGAACGAUCCAGCCGGGUAAGCAUGGUAUGGACAUGCCUGGCCUUGGCAGGAAGAAGGGCGACCCGUGCAAUGUGGCGGACAACUUCGAGGCGACGGGCGCGUACAGCAAGGGCUUGAUCACCGCCGAGCAGCGUGCGGACCUCAUCCGUAAUGCCUGCCCCGGCCCCGGCGCGUGCGGUGGCAUGUACACGGCCAACACGCUGUCCACCGCCAUCGAGGUGAUGGGCAUGGGCCUGCCUUUGACCAGUAGCACCCCCGCUGUCUACCCCGAGAAGAUGCAGGAGUGCCUCCGUGUCGGCGGCUACAUGAAGAACCUGCUGGCCAAGGACAUCAAGCCGCGCGACAUCAUGACCAGGCAGGCGUUCGAGAACGCCAUCACCAUGACACACAUCAUGGGCGGCUCGACCAACGCCGUGCUCCACCUGAUCGCCGUCGCGCGUGCCGCCGACGUCGACAUUACCAUCGACGACUUCCAGCGCAUCGGCGACAAGACGCCCAUGCUGGCAGACAUGAAGCCAUCAGGGGCCUACUACAUGGAGGACAUUCACAAAAUCGGGGGCCUGCCGCCGAUCAUGCGAUACGUCCUCGACAACACAGACCUAUUGCACGGCGAUGUCAUGACUUGCACGGGCAAGACGCUGCGCGAGAACCUCGCCGACGUGGAGCCGCUCGACUUUGAGUCGCAAGACAUCAUCCGUCCGCUCUCGAACCCCAUCAAGGCCACGGGACACCUCACCAUCAUGCGUGGCUCGCUCUGCCCCGGCGGCGCCGUCUCGAAGCUCACUGGCAAAGAAGGUCUGACGUUCGACGGUACGGCCGUCGUCUUCGACUCCGAAGAGGGCAUCACCGAGGCCAUUGCAGAGGGCCGCGUCAAGGAUGGCAACGUCGUCAUCAUCCGCUACGUCGGCCCCAAGGGCGGGCCGGGUAUGCCCGAGAUGCUUGGCCCCACCGGCGCGAUCAUGGGUGCUGGCCUGGGCAAGACCGUCGCCCUCAUCACCGAUGGUCGCUUCUCGGGUGCCUCGCACGGUUUCUGCACCGGCCACGUCGUCCCCGAAGCUGCAGAGGGCGGACCGAUCGCGCUGGUGCACGACGGCGACCGCAUUACUAUCGACGCCAACACGCGCGAGAUCAACCUGCACGUCGACGCCGACGAGCUCAAGCGUAGGAUGGACACCUGGGUCAAGGAGAAGAAGGGCAAGACGCUCAAGGUGAAGAGCGGAUGGCUGUACAAAUUUGCGCGCGACGUGCAGAACGCCUCGGAAGGCUGCAUCACCGACCGCGACCUGUUCUGA